AUGGCUGCAAGAAAGAAAGUUCCAAACAAACCAAAGACAUUUAUCGGUCAGCAUCUAAAUGGCACCUCUGAUUCAAAAUGCAACAGUAAGCUUCCAAGGACGAGCACGGCCAUAUUGAUUACCAGCGACGUAACCACCUACUUGAAACUAUCUGUCUUGAUCCUUCUAGUUGCCGGUGUUGUCGGUUUUUUGCUGUAUCCAGACAUUCUGAACGUCUUGAGGACGGUACAGGGAAAUGCCGGUUUUAAUGAACAAACGAGGAAGCAAGAACUGCAGACGGAAAAAUUACGAGUUAUUGAGAGAAAUAACGUGGAAGAUGAUGACAAGUUGAGUCCAUCUGAUGAAGAUGAUGCCAAAGUAAUCCUUGCUGAUGAGACAGAUCAUGAAAAUGUCAGUCCGUUGGAAAAUACGAAAAAACGGAAAUUUAAAGAAGAGGAAAUGAUCAAUCAAAAGAAUAGUCUUGAACCAGGUGAGAGUGUGGCGGCGUUUGACGAAGAUGAUUCAGAUCUGGUCGUUUAUGAUAGUAUCGGUCAUGAAGAUUUGAUGGAAGAUGAAGAAAAAGAAACACAGCUCAAAAUGCUUAAGUCUUCGCUAAAUUUAAAUCCCGAAGCAAAACAAGGUGCAACAAAACUUGAAGACACCACGAUGUCACAAGCAGAAUCAUUAAAUAAAGAAACAAGGAACCAACAACCUAAAGACAAAAUGUCCUCAGCUGAUGAGAAAAUCAGAGAAGGAAGACCCGGAAAAUCGCUAGACAAAACAGGCAAGAAAUCAGGGCCUAUAAUUCUUAAUGCACAAAACAGUCACGUUGUUUUGGACCCAUCACAAAUCAAAAUUAUCAAUUCGUCGUUGGAUAAAAAACCCGAAACAAAACAGCAAAGCCACAGCAAAAAACAUCAAGAUGCUCCUAAAACCCAAACCAACCAAAACAAAACACGUAAGUCAAAUGCAAAAAUCAAGGCAGAAAAACCAACGAAAGUUAAUGCAGAAGCGAACGAGGAAAACGAAACCAUUAAAGAAAUUGGAUACCAAAAUGUCCAGUAA
Messenger RNA from Candidula unifasciata, 1044 nucleotides. The record is from the annotation of a GenBank genome assembly. Lineage: Eukaryota; Metazoa; Mollusca; Gastropoda; Stylommatophora; Geomitridae.